CAGUAGAUCAUCAAAAUGGCGUCUCUAACAAAAUGGCGAGUGCUUAUAUUGAGCUAUUCGUUUUUGUUUAUAGAUACGGCAUUGUCUUCCCAGGAGAUCAUGGAAAAGCUCACUGUGGGCUUUACAAAAGCGUUAGAAGAAUGUAAGAAAGAGUUAAAUCUUGGUGGGCACAUAAUGCAAGACUUCGUGAACUACUGGCGGGAGGAGUAUGAGCUGCUGAAUCGUGACCUGGGCUGCGCCAUCAUGUGCAUGGCAUCUAAGCAUGACCUCAUCACUGACGAUUUGAAAUUUCACCAUGGAAAAGCGCAUGAGUUCGCUAAAACUCACGGAGCAGAUGACGACUUAGCCAAACAGUUAGUGACAAUGAUCCACGACUGUGAAAAUAAUCAGCCAGAGAGCAGUGACGAUUGCAUGAGAGCCCUGGAAAUCAGCAAGUGUUUCCGAAAGAAGAUCCACGACUUGAAGUGGGCACCUUCGAUGGAAACAGUACUAGAGGAGAUAAUGGCUGAUAUAUAAGUUUACCCAAACGUUGACUCUCUUCAAAUGGGCUAAAAUGGAUAACAAAUGAAUAAUCAAUAUUAUAGAUAUUUUCCAAUUUUGUACAGCCGGCUAGAGCAGGCGAGUAACAUUUACUCAGUAAUUUUUAACAGGCGAUCAGAUAAGUUUAAAUUUUUGACAUUUUGAAUAAACAAAGCCUCAACUUACUCGAAGAUAAGUUUAAUCUAUUUGUGUGAAAUGAAAAAGAAUUCGAAACUAAAAAAAACAAAAAGUAGAAACUAUCGCAUGCUUAAGCUUUUAAUUAAGUUUAGAAAGCUUAGUUAAGGUUAAGAUUAAAAGAUGUCAAUAAAAGCUAUCCGUUUUAGCCCUGAUUAAAUAUAACGCUUCUCCCAAAAACUGGUCAGCAUGCCCCUAUUGAAAUUUAGCUAUUAAGUGGUACGAUGGUAUAGUAAUUUAAUAA
This is a messenger RNA of Pieris napi, 958 nucleotides long. Its product is annotated as general odorant-binding protein 1-like. The transcript has 3 exons. The coding region runs from base 16 to 516 and encodes 166 amino acids. The record is from RefSeq and is a predicted model, not a curated record. NCBI's taxonomy places the organism in Eukaryota, Metazoa, Arthropoda, Insecta, Lepidoptera, Pieridae. Gene Ontology annotation, molecular function: odorant binding.